CCCCAACUCUUUCUAACGGAUAAAAGGAGAGGAAGUGCCAGCUCGGAGGUUCAGAGGGACUCUUCUCUCUUUCAUUCUACUGAAAGCCUCCCUUGCCAUUUUUUUUAAAAGAUCUCACUGCUUUUCUCUAUAACUUUCUGAAUAUCUCAGCCUUGAUCCUAAACUAGCCAUGUCACAAUUAAGUUACAGUUCUCGCUCAUCUGCUGGGCCUGGUGGGUUUAGCCAGGUUCGAGUCAGCAGUGUAUCUUCAACCCGUGGAGUUGGAGGGGGCAGCAGUUUUAGGAAACCAGGAGGCUUCGGCAGCAGCAGCCUCUACAACAUGGGCUCUAGCAAGAGGAUUUCCAUGGGAGGUGGUGUUGGUGGUGGAGCCGGCUCCUUCAGUGUCCGGUCCUCAUACGGAUAUGGUGGAGGCCUUGGAAGUGCCUACGGUGGAGGGUAUGGUGGUCCGCUCCCAUCACCAGGGAUCCAAGAGGUUACCAUCAAUACGCAGCUCUUGUCCCCUCUCAAUCUGGCAAUUGACCCUACUAUCCAGAGAGUACGCAAGGAGGAGAAGGAGCAGAUCAAGACCCUCAACAACAAAUUUGCAUCCUUCAUUGACAAGGUCCGGUUCCUUGAGCAGCAAAACAAGAUGCUGGAGACCAAAUGGAGUCUCAUGCAGGAGCAGAAGACCACAAGGAGCAACAUGGUACCUCUCUUUGAGGGCUACAUCAAUAACCUGAGGAGACAGCUUGAUGUCCUGAUGAAUGACAAGGGACGUCUGGAGGGGGAGCUGAGGAACAUGCAGGAUCUGGUUGAGGAUUUCAAGAGCAAGUAUGAAGAUGAAAUCAACAAGCGCACAACUGCAGAGAAUGACUUUGUUGUGCUCAAAAAGGAUGUUGAUGCUUCCUACAUGAACAAAGUGGAACUGGAGUCCAAGGUGGAUGGGCUCACUGAUGAGAUUAACUUUAUGAGAGAACUCUAUGAAGCAGAACUGCGUGAACUGCAUAACCAAAUCUCCGAUACUUCUGUUGUCCUUCAAAUGGACAACAACCGAAACCUUGACCUGGAUAGCAUCAUUGCUGAAGUCAAAGCUCAAUACGAGGAUAUUGCUAACAAGAGCAGAGCGGAGGCUGAGGCUUUCUAUCAAACCAAGUAUGAGGCCCUGCAACUCACUGCUGGCAAGCAUGGGGAUGACCUGAGGUCCACCAAGACUGAGAUUUCAGAGCUUAACCGUACAAUCCAGAGGCUGCAGGCUGAGAUUGAAAAUGUGAAAAAUCAGCGUGGCAAACUGGAAACAGCCAUUGCUGAGGCAGAGGAACGUGGAGAGCUGGCUGUCAAAGAUGCCAGGGCCAAACUACAAGAGCUGGAGAAUGCCCUCAAUAAGGCAAAGCAAGAGAUGGCCCGCCAACUGCGAGAGUACCAGGAGCUCAUGAAUGUCAAGAUGUCUCUAGAUAUUGAGAUUGCCACCUACAGGAAGCUGCUGGAAGGAGAAGAGAGCCGGUUGGCUGGUGAUGGAGCUGGUUCUGUGAGCAUGACUGUCCUCAACACCACUGGUAGUUCUGCAUAUGGGAGUGGAGGUGGCGGCUAUGGCUAUGGAAUUGGCCUUGGGAGUGGAAUGGGCAGUCGAAACAUCGGCUUCUCCUCUGGUGGUGGCCAGGGCAACAUUAAAACGACAUACACCAUGUCCUCAAGCACAAGCCAGCGAAGCGUCAGAAACUAAGCUCCAGACAGCCAAGGUCAUCAAAGCCUGAAACAAAGAAGAUACCAGUCUCCCCCAUACUAUGAUAUCUACCCACAUCAAUAGCAGAAAAUGAAAGAAAAUACUAGGAAAUAAAAGGUGUUUUGUUGUCCCCCAACUACCAAAUUGCCUUCACAGUCCAGCAACAAAGCUUGAAAUGUCAGUGCUAUAUUCUGUGUGAACACAGCCCGAGAAGCCUAAAUUUUGGUGCUGAUUCCAUUCAGAUCAAGGGGAGCCCUACGGUUGGUUUCACUGACCAAAGGGCUAUCCUGGAUAGUGAAAUUCAAAGUCAGUGUUCCCUCAUCCUUUGCUUUUGAGAUGUGUUAGACUACAAUUCCCAUUUUCCACAGCACCGUAGAUGUUGUGAACAUUGACUGGUGGGCAUUGUAGUCUGACCUAUCUGGAAAGCACCAAAUUGCAAAAACCUGUUCUAAAAUAUCCAGGUAAAUUUCAUACUGUGUAUUUUUGAUGCAGAAAUAGCCUCUCCUUUAUCUCAUUUUCUCCUUUCUUUGUCUCAUGAGCCAUCUCAUUUUCCCUGGAAGAAAAACAAAUGUAGACAGAAAUAAAACUGGAGUUUUCCUCUCUCCAAAAAUA
Anolis sagrei ordinatus is the source of this 2311-nucleotide messenger RNA. RefSeq names its product keratin, type II cytoskeletal cochleal-like. Lineage: Eukaryota; Metazoa; Chordata; Lepidosauria; Squamata; Anolidae. Gene Ontology annotation, cellular component: keratin filament. Gene Ontology annotation, molecular function: structural constituent of skin epidermis. The record is from RefSeq and is a predicted model, not a curated record. Gene Ontology annotation, biological process: intermediate filament organization; keratinization.